Molecule: messenger RNA, 624 nt
Organism: Vicia faba (fava bean)
Lineage: Eukaryota; Viridiplantae; Streptophyta; Magnoliopsida; Fabales; Fabaceae
Source: the annotation of a GenBank genome assembly
AUGGAAAGCCAAAAUCCACCUCCUCAAAACAACACUUCUAUCCCCUUCUUCUUUACUCCUUCUUUACCAAAUUACCCUUUGGAAUCUCAAGAUCAAGGACUAAUUGGUGAUAUUGACUCAUGGGGCAACUUUUUCUUAGGACAAAGUAACAACACUUUGCUUGUUGAGGAUGCUAAGGAGACUUUUUUAAUGGAUAAUAUUCAACAAUGCACUUCUUCUUCUAAUAUGGUGAAUAUUAUUAAUGAAAGUGGGAGUUAUCAACUACAUGAAGGAGAAGAAAAGCGAAACAAGUUAGAGGAGAAAAGGGUUAAAAGUGGGAGAGUGAAGAAGCCAACAAAGGUGCCAAGGUUUGCAUUUCAGACAAGAAGUGUUGAUGAUAUUUUGGAUGAUGGAUACCGUUGGAGGAAAUAUGGACAAAAAGCUGUCAAGAACACAACAUAUCCCAGAAGCUACUAUCGAUGCACGCAUCACACAUGCAAUGUGAAGAAACAAGUGCAAAGGUUAUCCAAAGAUACUAGCAUUGUGGUGACUACGUACGAGGGAAUUCACAACCACCCAUGCGAGAAGCUUAUGGAAACCCUAACUCCUCUUAUAAAGCAAAUUCAAUUUCUUGCUAGUUUGUAA